Messenger RNA from Histoplasma capsulatum G186AR, 2847 nucleotides. Its product is annotated as chromosome transmission fidelity protein. The coding region runs from base 1 to 2847 and encodes 948 amino acids. NCBI's taxonomy places the organism in Eukaryota, Fungi, Ascomycota, Eurotiomycetes, Onygenales, Ajellomycetaceae. The transcript is spliced from 2 exons. The record is from RefSeq and is a predicted model, not a curated record. Gene Ontology annotation, molecular function: ATP hydrolysis activity; ATP binding; DNA binding. Gene Ontology annotation, cellular component: nucleus.
AUGGAUAUGCAAUCCCCUCCUAAACAUGACACACUCCUAGGUCAUUACGGAGGCUCACCUCCAGAUCAAGGGAAAAGAAAACCCGAUGAUAUCCUUACUACCACACCUCCCAAACGCUUGAGGAAACUUGGACCCUUUCUUGAUGAGGAAGACGACGAGCACGACAUAUAUCCAUUUGCCGAUUCUAGCGUAAACCCUAUAUGUCAGGAUAAGAGCUACAAUACCAGUGCAUCAUUGGAUGCAAUCCAUAUAAGCGCGCCUUCCGGUUCCAAUGCUACCUAUGGGAUAAGAAAUCCCCCCAAAUCCAUAUUUUCGACACACGUGAAUGAUGUGUCAAAGGAAAUGGUGACUAUUUGCACAUGUUUGGGUAAAGUCGUUAAUCUGCGAAAGAGAACAAGGACUGCCCCUGUUUCUUAUGAGCAAACAAUUGCAGAGCGUUCAACUACAGUUCCAGGCAGAGCAAAAAGAAGUUACUAUGGAAUCGACAUUCACAAAUUACUUGACGAUAUCGCAAUCGAAGAUGCACAGGCAAGCAGCCGCCGUUUACAACCUUCUCCUCACCAUCUAUCUGUUGAAGUGGCGAAUGAUCCUCUGAAAAGUAAUGGAUCAAGCCUUAUGUGGACUGAAAAAUACCGUGCACGAAAAUUUAAGGAUCUUAUUGGUGAUGAGCGGACGCAUCGCUCUGUUUUACGCUGGCUGAAGGGAUGGGACUCAAUUGUAUUUCCGGGCCUAACAAAAUUAAAAUCAAAAGUCUCCACAAAUGAUUUCGAAGAACGGGCUCACCGGAAAGUUUUGCUCUUGACUGGACCCCCUGGCCUCGGUAAAACCACUCUUGCUCAUGUCUGUGCAAAGCAGGCAGGAUAUGAAGUUCUUGAGAUCAAUGCAAGUGAUGAAAGAAGUCGAGAUGUUGUCAAAGGUCGAAUUCGAGAUGCAGUUGGCACUGAGAAUGUGAAAGGGGUGACCAUGGAUGCUGGUGGUAAAAGGAUUCGAAAGCCCGGCAAACCUGUUUGCAUCGUCGUGGAUGAGGUCGAUGGGGUUGUAAGUGGCUCAGGUGGUGGUGGUGAGGGAGGUUUCAUGAAAGCAUUGAUCGACCUCGUUAUGUUGGACCAAAGGAAUUCCAGCAACGCCUCGGAGUCUAUUUCGACUCGCAACAAGGGUUCUAGAAAAGGAGAGAAAUUCCGCCUCCUUAGGCCGCUGAUUCUCAUAUGCAACGAUGUUUACCACCCUAGCCUCCGCCCAUUGCGAGCUUCCUCAAUCGCAGAAAUUAUCCAUGUUCGUCAAGCUUCUCUGGACAAGGUGGUUUUGCGAAUGAAAACUGUGUUUGAAAAGGAAGGCAUCCCAUAUGAUGGAGACGGAGUAAGACGGCUUUGCGAAGCUUCGUGGGGUCUGACUAGCACCAGGGAACGUACAAACAGUCGCGGUAUUGGUGAGGGUGAUAUUCGAGGAGUCCUUGUAGCUGGAGAAUGGAUAGCACAUACGCUCCGUGCUGCUAGUCUAACAGCAGAUAUCAGACUCACGAGACAGUGGGUAGAGAAACACAUCCUAAGUGGCGCAGCAAGAGAUGGCCUAUCAGCUCGUGGUUUAGGACGCGGCGGAACGAAAGAUAUUGUUGAGCGGGUGUUUCUUGACGGAGCUGGUUUCCCAACUGCACCCACGUCUGCGCAAACUUUCCAAGACCCAUUGUUGGGUGGUGACACCAAACUCCCUACUGAUGUCUCUGAUCUUCGCAAACGACAUGCGAUUAACAGUCUGAGGGAGAUGGUUGAUGCCGCAGGCGAAUAUGACCGCUGCAUUACGGAGUGCUUUACGACUUAUCCAACCAAAACGUACCAGGAUGAUACUUUUCUCUCUAAACCUAACGCGGCCUAUGAAUGGCUGUAUUUCCAUGACAUGGUAUCAUCCAAGGUUUACACGAAUCAAGACUGGGAACUCAAUCCGUAUCUUAGCCAGUCUGUUGCCGCAUUUCAUCAUCUCUUUUCCUCUUCCAACAGACAAACCUGGGAUGGCGAUAAAGCCCACACGAACAAUGAAGACGACGAAGACGACCAUCCCUUCUCAGGCCCAAAGGCAGAUUUUGCAGCUUUUGAAGCGCAGAAGCAGAACCAUGCCAUCAUAACAGAAUUCCAGUCGACCUUCUCCCCUCCCCUUCUCCGCACGUUCCGCUCCACUGAAUCGAUUAUCAUAGACCUUAUUCCGUACCUCACCAGAAUGCUAGCCCCUGAGAUAAAACCAGUAGUUGUUGGAGGAAGUGGCAUUCAAAGAGGGGUCGCUAGCGUUCGCAAGGACACAGAACGUGCGCUCGUCAAGUCAGCGGUGAGAGUAAUGAGUGGUAUAGGGGUAAAAUUCGAGAAUACAAGGGUAGAAAGUGAAACUGGCGUCCACAAUGGCUGGGUUUACAGGAUGGAACCACCUCUCGACACAUUAACCAUGUUUUCCAAGCUAAAAGGCAGCGGAUCCACACCUGUCCGCUACGCAAUCCGCCAGGUUCUACAGCAGGAAUACGAAAAGGAGAUCCUGCGUCAACGUUCCCAAGCUGGUCAAGCACGAUUAAACGGGCCCCAGCGCGACAAUUUCUCUCGCGAUGACAAUAACUGCAAGGAAAACACCAACCCAGAUGGCCCAAACCCACCUAACUUUUCCUCCAGAAUGAACGGACCCAAACGAGAUUUCUUUGGCCGCGUCAUUGUGAACGAAGCGCGGCCCAGUUCUUGUGUUGUUAGCGAUGAUGCCGCUGCCUCUCCAUCAGUUAAAGCAAUGAACAAUCCGGUAUGGGUUGGUUUUCACGAAGGUUAUUCGAAUGCUGUGCGUAAACGCGUGACGCUUAAUGAGUUGUUAUCGGGGUUGUAG